AGAACCAUGAGCGGGAUGCGCGACGAAUUGUCGUAGAAAGUUCGUUUCACGCAACGAGACCGUAGAUAGGCGUGAAAGUGACAUAACAGAUUAGACAUGACGCGUCUUCUGCUGGAGGCAACUAUUAUGUUUUCAUUCCGAAGGGAAUUCAAGCUAAGCUCGUUAUGAUUGUUUACGUAAUGAAGCGAUGGACGCUCGCUGCGAGACAAUAGACUGCGAUACUCUGUUAAAAUCGCAGGCAAACAAGAAUUUACCAAUCCAACAUCUCCUAGAUCACACCUCGCCUAACCUCAAAGACAGGUAAAUGUCUAAGGAGCCUCGAAGAUCUCAAAUUUCGGUUCGCGCAAGAUUCGUCAGAUGAUGAAAUCUGUCAGCUGAUUACAAUUAAUCGUGACAAGACGGGGACGUCAAACUCCAGCUAAAGAUGUACAGUAUAAUUGGUAAAAAUUUGAACAGACGUACGUCCUUCUCCAUGGGGUUGAACGAGUGUCUUCUUUUUAUGUCGUACAAAAACGCUGGUCGUUUACGGGAAAUCACAACGGGCCAAGAAAAGCACUCGAAGGUGUACAGUCUGCGUAAGCACUGGUUCUCAAAAUACACAGACUACAUAAAGGACCUUCAAAAAAAUUUGGAAAAAAGUUUCCCAAAGACAAUGCGUAUAUACAGAGUAUUCAGCAUUGGAACGAAAGACUUCUACAAAGAUCUAAAACAAUACUUUGCUGUGCAAAAGAAAAAACGGGCUGUCGGUAUAGACAAUCUAUCGUUGGAAGAGCUGCAGUUACUUUACACAAUGCCAAAGGACAUCAUGAAGCUUACUCCGUUUCUCUUAACUGCCGCGCUGCCUAUGGCCAACUACGUCGUUUUGCCCAUAGGGUAUUACUUUCCAAGAAUAUUCUUAACUGCACAGUUUUGGGACCUUCAGCAGAGGCUGGACUUUGCGCUGUUGGAUCACAAGCGUCGGCUAAAACAUAACAAGCCUCUGUUCAGAUGCGUGCAAGCUAGUCUAAAUGAAAUAGAUGAUAAGGUAUUAAGGGACAAAUGGAACGAAGUGAUAGCUACUUUGGGUGCGGGCAGACAUCCUGCUACCCAAGAUAUUAUUGAAUGUAAAGUAUUGUUCGAGGAAGCACCUUACUCGCUCAGAUCGCUCAGAAGAAAACACCUGAGAGAGUUGUUGGCAAUCCACAAAAUGACCAGGUGGUUACCGUACAAACGGCAAAGGCUGUUAGAUAAAGGGAUGGUAAUUAAAAGAAUGGACCAAGCUAUAGAAGCCGGAGGUGGGGUGCACAAGAUGCCAAGUGAUGCUCUGCGAUGGGCGUUAUUCUUCAGAGGAUUGAACCCUGUAAACAUGUCAACGGAAGAUAUGCGAAACUGGCUCAGUAAUUGGCUCACAGUUUCAUCCACUGUGGAAAAAAAAAAUAUUUCAUUACUUCUGCACUGCCCGAUCCUGUUAGCUUAUAACCACGAGACAAACUGGACUCUACUGUAUUAUUAGCCAGGCCUAGGAAAUUUUUUUACCUUUGAAAUUUUGCUAUUUCUAUAAAAAUUUUAGUGAAAAACAGGGUUGAUGUGAUACAAUGUCAAGCAGCAUUGUCAAAUCUGAAUACAGGUAGAUAUGUAUUUUAC
Messenger RNA from Diprion similis, 1623 nucleotides. RefSeq names its product LETM1 domain-containing protein 1. Gene Ontology annotation, biological process: intracellular monoatomic cation homeostasis. The transcript has 3 exons. NCBI's taxonomy places the organism in Eukaryota, Metazoa, Arthropoda, Insecta, Hymenoptera, Diprionidae. The record is from RefSeq and is a predicted model, not a curated record. Gene Ontology annotation, molecular function: ribosome binding. Gene Ontology annotation, cellular component: mitochondrial inner membrane. Bases 425 to 1492 code for a protein of 355 amino acids.